Messenger RNA from Aedes aegypti (yellow fever mosquito), 1491 nucleotides. RefSeq names its product nicotinamide riboside kinase 1. The record is from RefSeq and is a predicted model, not a curated record. NCBI's taxonomy places the organism in Eukaryota, Metazoa, Arthropoda, Insecta, Diptera, Culicidae. Bases 506 to 1306 code for a protein of 266 amino acids. The transcript has 4 exons. Gene Ontology annotation, cellular component: cytoplasm.
UUGGUUCGGUAUUUUUGUUUAUCUAUCUCCAAGCCGCUAAAUGGAUGCGUUCUCUCGGGAAGCCCGGCAAGUUAUUCAGAAGACAAGGACAGAUACGUAAAGUGUGUGCGAAAUCUUUUUUUGCAAAGCCGUUUCCCUGCUCUUCGAUUGUCUGUUCAUUCUGAGUAAACACAUCUUCCGUUCGUUUCCAGUUUCUUUAGACUGCUCGUUAAUGGCCUCUAAUGCGCUGCUAGGGAAGCUGAUUUUGGCGCUUACAUUGGCAGUGUUUUUGUACUACUUCUUCUGGGUCGGAGUUCUGCCAUUCAUGGUGAUUGAUUCAAGUGAGGAUAACUGGAUAUAUUCGUUGUUCCCGGAGACGAAGUUUGCCUUCAUGGUUCCAGCUGUUUUCGGAGUACUACUCAUCGGAGGCUUGUCUGUCUUCACUCUCUAUCAUUUGAAAGGUCAACUGAGGGCCAGUAGUGAUUGAGCGACGUAAACUGCACACUUCACAGCAACUCGAUGCACAAUGGAAACGUGGCUAGUAAUUGGAAUAUCAGGCGUUACCAAUGGAGGAAAAACAACGCUUGCAAAAUCCUUGCAUCACUAUUUCACCGGUCAUCUUAACAAGAUUAUUUUCAAGGAAAACAUUACCAUGAAUAAGGUGGCCCUCAUCAGCCAGGAUGAUUACUUCCUUCCAGUGGAUAGUCCCAAACACAAGGUGAUCGAGAAACUUGGCCACAUAAAUUGGGAGAUCCUUUCUUCGAUUGACAUGGAUAAAAUGUGCCACGACAUCAUGACGAUCCUUGGACACAAAUUUAUUCUGUACAACUGCCAUCAGCUCAGCAAAACCGAAGGGGACAACAAUAUUGCCGAGCAGGUCGACCCGGUAACCGAUGAAGAUAACAUUUUUGCUGAUCACUUCUUGAGUAAUUACCUGAACAAAUACGACGACGGUUCGGCCGGAGUCAACCAAAGAACGACAAAUAUCAUCAAAAAGUCCAAAAAUGAAACAUUCCUGAAUAUGAACAUUAAGCUCAACGUGCUGCUCAUUGAAGGUUUCCUGAUAUUUAACCAUCCAUUCACGUUAGAUUUGUGUAACGUUAAAUUCCAUGUGCACUUGCCGUAUGAGCGGUGUUACGAAAGGCGAAUUGAACGCGUGUACGAUCCACCGGACGUGGUCGGAUACUUUGAAAUGUGCGUAUGGCCAAUGUAUGAGAAACAUUUCAAAGAAUUUAGGGACCGCGCGGAUAUCUACAUGCUAAACGGAGAGGUGCCUAAGGAGAAUAUACUGAAUUAUGUAUUGAAUUGUAUCAAAGAUUUACUGUGAGUGAAAGCGAAGCGCCAAUGGACAAACAACGGAAAGCGGCUGGAUGAAGCGAAGGUUCCUUUUAAGUAUAGUAUACAUUUACUCUUUUGAAUGUCAUCAGAAAAAUAUGAGAUAUUCUUCUUGCUAGUAUUUUAGAGCCACAACUUUUAUACACAUUUUAAUAAAUUAAUAAAAUGGAACACAAA